Messenger RNA from Truncatella angustata, 1575 nucleotides. Its product is annotated as UTP-glucose-1-phosphate uridylyltransferase. Gene Ontology annotation, molecular function: UTP:glucose-1-phosphate uridylyltransferase activity. The record is from RefSeq and is a predicted model, not a curated record. Bases 1 to 1575 code for a protein of 524 amino acids. The transcript has 3 exons. Gene Ontology annotation, biological process: glycogen metabolic process; UDP-alpha-D-glucose metabolic process. Gene Ontology annotation, cellular component: cytoplasm. Lineage: Eukaryota; Fungi; Ascomycota; Sordariomycetes; Amphisphaeriales; Sporocadaceae.
AUGGCUCAGGCAAUCAAGAGCUCUCUGCCUUCGCACCUGAAGGCGUCCCUUGGCGUUGGUCAAGACGGCGAUGCCGCUGGUCGUCACCACGGCAAGACACGAUCUCACAUGGCCUUCGAGAAUGCCUCGACAAAUGUUGCUGCUGCGCAGAUGCGCAAUGCGUUGACCGACCUCGCAAGCACCGUCAAGAACCCCGAGGAGAAGAAGCUGUUCGAGACUGAAAUGGACAAUUUCUUUGCCCUCUUCCGCCGGUAUCUGAACGACAAGUCAAAGGGCACCGCUGUCGACUGGGACCGUAUUGCCCCUCCUGCUGAGGGUCAGGUCGUCGACUAUGAGGACCUUGCCAACUCCGAGUCCGUCAACUUCCUCAACAAGCUCGCCGUCCUCAAGCUCAACGGUGGUCUCGGUACCUCCAUGGGUUGUGUUGGUCCUAAGUCCGUUAUUGAGGUUCGUGAUGGCAUGUCCUUCUUGGAUCUUUCAGUGCGCCAGGUUGAAUACCUCAACCGAACCUACAACACCAACGUGCCUUUCAUCCUCAUGAACUCGUUCAACACCAACGAUGACACUGCUGCUAUCAUCAAGAAGUACGAGGGUCACAACGUCGAUAUCUUGACCUUUAACCAGUCGAGAUACCCCAGAAUCUUGAAGGACUCUCUUCUGCCCGCCCCGAAAAGCUUCGACUCCCAGAUCUCUGACUGGUACCCUCCUGGUCACGGUGAUGUUUUCGAGUCCCUGUACAACUCUGGUGUCCUCGACACCCUCAUCGAGCGUGGCAUCGAGUACAUCUUCCUGUCCAACGUUGACAACUUGGGUGCUGUUGUUGAUCUGCGCAUCCUGCAGCACAUGGUCGAGUCGGGUGCUGAGUACGUCAUGGAGCUGACGAACAAGACCAAGGCCGAUGUCAAGGGUGGUACCAUCAUCGACUACGAGGGCUCCGUUCGUCUCCUCGAGAUUGCCCAGGUCCCCAAGGAGCACGUCAACGAGUUCAAGUCGAUCAAGAAGUUCAAGUACUUCAACACCAACAACAUCUGGAUGAACGUGAAGGCCAUUAAGCGUGUCGUCGAGAACGACGAGCUCGAGAUGGAGAUCAUCCCCAACGGAAAGUCCAUCCCUGGUGACAAGAAGGGCGAGUCUGAUGUCUCCGUCCUUCAGCUCGAGACCGCUGUCGGCGCUGCCAUCCGCCACUUCAAGAACGCACACGGUGUCAAUGUGCCGCGUCGCCGCUUCUUGCCUGUCAAGACUUGCUCGGAUCUUCUCCUCGUCAAGUCUGACCUGUACUCGCUCAAGCACGGUCAGCUGCAAAUGAGCGCCAGCCGCUUCGGUGACGCUCCUUUGAUCAAGCUUGGUGGUGACUUCAAGAAGGUUUCAGACUUCCAAAAGCACAUUCCCUCCAUCCCAAAGAUUGUCGAGUUGGACCAUCUUACCAUCACGGGUAACGUUAACCUUGGCCGUGGUGUCGUACUGAAGGGCACCGUCAUCAUUGUGGCAACGGAAGGUUCCACCAUUGACGUGCCCCCGGGAUCUAUCCUUGAGAAUGUUGUUGUCCAGGGUAGCUUGCGCCUGCUUGAGCACUAG